AUGUCGUUGAGACCCUCCACCACGGGUGGCUGUAAACUUCUUGGCGGGUUGGUAUCCGCUUUUGGUACUGCUCUUCACGAUUAUUGCAGAAGGCCCCCAGCUUUUUUCCCGGAGCCUGUUGAUGUUUGGCUGGCGGCGUUGAUGGAUGCUGUACCAUUUUAUCAGCGAUGUAUGGUGAUUUGUCCUUCAAUGAUGUCAAGCGAUCGUGAGAAUUCAUUGUUGGCCCGUGCCCGGGAUCAUCUGCCCUCCGUGCGUCUGGCGCCUCUAAGAAGACGCUCCUGGGAAGUUUCUCAACGAGCCGAAUCGGCAGCGUCGCUGCGAGAGGAUGGAAAGGUGGCCAAGGAGGUCACGCCGGGACAGUUGCCUGCAUUAAUUUCGCCGCUGGAAAAAACGCCACCGCAAUCUCUUGAUCUUGUGGUGUUUGCGGCAAAUGUCUUUGGGGAAGAGAUGCUGCACGACGCGCCGUGGCAUCUGUCGCUUGCCCACCGUUGUCUUGCUCCUCAUGGGGUUGUGGCGAUUAUGGGCUAUGCGACCCGCGUUUGUGUGGUGGCGCCAGAAGCGGCGCGAAGGGACGCAGAUGACUUUAUGGAAGAUCUGCAACGCACGGCCCGUGAGGCAGCGAAGAUGAAGGAUUCAAAAGAGCUCCGCGUGGCUUUGGGGCGCGCUAUUGAUAUCAGUAGCAGUUUGGAUGCGGGACAUGCCGACAUGUACUUUCCUUUUCGAUCGACAAAAAGGCGGUGGUUUACAUCUGAGUACGCUGCCACUCCUGCGCAGCUCGCCGCAUCGUACCGGGCCCUUCCGGAGUACCAACUACUCUCCAGGGAAAUGCCCCGUUAUCGCC
Molecule: messenger RNA, 841 nt
Organism: Trypanosoma cruzi
Lineage: Eukaryota; Euglenozoa; Kinetoplastea; Trypanosomatida; Trypanosomatidae
Exons: 1
Source: RefSeq, a predicted model, not a curated record